Molecule: messenger RNA, 1803 nt
Organism: Symbiodinium sp. CCMP2592
Lineage: Eukaryota; Dinophyceae; Suessiales; Symbiodiniaceae
Source: the annotation of a GenBank genome assembly
AUGCUUGGCACGGUAGGAGCAUUACAGAGAGGACUGGACGUGAAUGUCAAAACACGCAAGUGGUCACACAUCGCCCCUUUGGCAGCAAGCGUGGCAGACACCUGCCUCGAACAUUGGCAGGCGUCACAGGAGGUAAUGGAGCAAGAGGAACGUUGGGCACCGGCCAGCACACCUCCAUGGAUGCCAACCCCAGAAGCUGUUGCUGCUGAUGCUGCGUCCCCAGCUGCCACAAAAACUAAAGCGCCCAAGGUAGCAGCGUCGAGUCUUCUUGCCGCACAUGUCAACAGAAGCCUCUUCCGCUUCUACGACAAAGGCGAAUAUCAACGCGGUGCUGAGAUUGAGGUCUGUGAUCUUCAAAUCCCAUCAGCGGCUGAUGAAGCAGUCGUGCAAAGUCUGGUCGCCUCCCGGUCCCAAGCCCAGGGCGGAGAACCCCUCAACAAGGAUGCUAGCAAGGCUAGCAAGGAGUCCACGGAAAGUUUGGUGGAAGUGCCGCCGCUACCGAGUUCCAGUUCAUCCAGCUCCAAGGGACCCGAGCCUGCGAUCACAGAACCAUCUCUAUCCCCUUGGAUGGCAGCAGCUCUGGCAGAGAUACGACGCAAAGAACGCGAGGACUUCCGUGAAGGUGAAGACCAGGCCGGUGACGACGAGCUUCACACUGAGAAAGAUGUGGACACAAACUCGGGUCUAGAUGCAGGUAGGUUACAAGAAGUUCUGCGUGGGGCUUUCGGGCUUACUGAUGCGUAUGAUCUCGAGACCGCGGACUUGCAAGCACUGGAUGAGGAAGGUUCCUUGUCGUCGGCACAGGCCAAGGAGGAGAGAUUGAUAAACGAGGCGUUGGACCAGGGCAAGGUCAAGAAGGAUCGAUUGUCGCAAUUGUCGCAUGUCGUGACAUCCAUGAUUGAUGCUGGCGCAGACCCAGAAGAUGCGGUGGCCGAAGCCAUAUUGAAUGAUGUGCAGGUGAUGGGCAACUCAGACUCUGUGUCUGUGAACGAACACGACGAUCCAGAUCCGGAACAGUCCGAACAUGCGCCUGCAGCAGAACCUACCAACGACAGCAUUCCUGUCGCCUUUGGGGUAUGGCAGGAUGCGGUGAACUUUUCACUGGAAUGCUUACAGGAGCGGCGUCAAGCAUGUAAUGGCAAAGCUGUCGGAGAGAAUAAAGAAAUUUCACUUGUCCUGGGUAGGGUGAAGCAGCCACGCGCAGAAGAAGAAGAGGAGUCUGUUUUCUUUGUGACAUGGACGGAUCCAGCAGCGGACAAAAGGGAAGGGCGACCGGUAAGGCUAGAUAAGGAAAACCGUGUCGUGUGUGUCGUGGCCACCGGAGACUUGCGCGUGGCGAGGGACUAUAGAGAUGUUCAGAUCGUUCAUCCUGCGUGUGGUGCCCGCAUGGAGCGUACUCGGGGCUGGAGAAACCAGCUUCGCCCACAGGUCUCGAAGAGCGUUAUGCGGUUGAACAAGAUGUGGAAAACAGCUCUGCUGGCUCGGGAUGAAUUGAGGAUGCGGCGCGAAACGCCCAAUCAGGCUGCAUGUCUCGCUGACACGCAGCGGCAGUGCUUUGUCUGUGAGACGUCGAUGGAGCAACCAACAGAUGCAAAUGGACCAGUCGACGAUGCAAAACUCAUUUGCUUGUGCCCCUGCUGCACAUUACCUUCGCACGCGGCUUGCUGUCAACAGGUGGUUCGAUAUUCCGAGACACAUGGCAUUGAUCUUCGUGCAUCUGUGGAUCUUUCCAAUGCGGGGAUCGCAGUCCUGGAUGAACCUCCUUUCACUUGGCAAGAUGCAUCGCAUCUUGCUUGCAAGUAG